AUGUGGGAGCAGUCCUGUAUUUGCCCACGAUGUGGAAAGGAAUUUCAAAAUGAAUUUGACAUGGAGGGUCACGAAAUAGAACACGAGAUUCUUGAUGGUGUGUCCACACUCUCCCCGCCCAAAAAGAAAGGAAGGACACAGAGCACAGAAAGCAAUAAGGAAAAUGAUGUGGAAAAUUCUCCACCUCCAUCUCAUAUCUGCUGCAUCUGUGGUGAGGGUUUUUGCAAUCUCUCGGACCUGCAAUUUCACGAAUUGGUGCAUUCCUGCAUGGAAUCUCUACAAGAACCCCCCAAACCCCUCCUGGAAAUUUAUUCCCCCAGAAACCGUGACUCCCCAUCCACUGACAUAUCUCUUGAAGAAUUCAGAGGUAACUUCGACGAGAUAUAUCCAGUGGUUGGAAACCGCAAUGAAUUAAUCAUAAAUCAAAUGGGUCAAGGAAGUCCUGAUCCAAAAACGGAAAUAAGACCCUCAAAAAACCCGAAUCUUUCCUCAACAACUGAGAGAUCAUCUGAAUCUUUUGAUGUACACAUCAGACCAUCUCACAAUGACGAGGAGUUAUUAUACACUAUCAAGAAGGUUGGGGAAAAGAGAUUCAAGAAAAAUGGGGCCAUCGAUCGAAAAUAUCAAGUGACUUUCAAAGAGGAGUCCUUUAAGGGACAGAGACUUGCAGAUCUCUAUCGGCCAUUAGAAAACAUGUUUAAAGAAUCAAUAAAUGAAGCUAGAUCCGGACUUCAGGAUUCCGACUUGGGUCGAGUGAUUGUGCACCACGACAAAUUGUCUAAUGCCAUCUAUAUUCCCUUGAAACUUCUUGCUCAGCUGACUGCCAGCGAUGUGAUGGACCACAUACAAAAUGUUCUUACCAGUCACGAGGAUCUACCCUUUGAUCACAGCUUCUAUAUUGAUAUCGGAACCAUCGAGAUUCCCAAGGGCGGCAAAGGACGGUCUGUGGUUAAACUAACGGGAAAGGGCAACGACCGCGAAAGGAAAAAAUCACUCAUUCAAAUCGUGAAUGACGAUAAUAUGUGCCUAGCCCGAAGCAUAGUCAUGGGUUUCCUGAAAAUUGUCAAAGUGACCACGACCGAAUGGCAUGAAGCAAUCAAGGGACGGGAAGGCAUGCCCAUUGAAGAACAGGUGCUCGAAGUCAAAGUCUGUCCUACCUGGUAUUAUAAAAAACUUUUGUGUCACGACAAAAAAUCUCAAGACUGUCAGACCGAUAUGGCUCGAGCCCUCUGUCGCAGAGCAAACAUGACAACUGACGUGUAUCUCACGACACGAGACAUUCCCCCUUUCGAGGAAGUGUUGAACGUAGACAUUCUCGUAGUCAGUUCCACGGUGGGCAAUCGCUUCAUCCGCCCCGUCCCCGCAAAUGAAGAAAAUGAGAUGAAUGAGGGUCCCAGAGAAUCCAAUAGCCGAAAAAGGAUUUAUCUAUAUAAUUCCGAAACGGACACGAAUGAUCUUCACUUUGAUGCUAUAUCUAAUAUCUGUGGUUUCUUUGGGAACACUAAAUUCUGUCAACGUUGUCUCAAACCGUACCACACACGUCACCAGUGUUUGACGACUUGCUUCGUUUGCAAGCGAGAUAAUUGUGUUCGGAAAGAAGAGGAAGAAAUGAGUUGUCUCAUUUGCUUCAUGACCUGUCGUUCGUUCGAUUGUUUUCAACAGCAUCAGCAGAAGAAAAAAAGGGCGAAAGAAUCUUCUUGUCAACGGUGGUUGAAAUGUGUCGUUUGCAAGAAAGUAAUGCAGAGGAGCGACAGAAAACCAGAAAUCCAUUUCUGUGGAGAAUGGCGGUGUAACAACUGUAAGAAGUUUGUCGCCAAUGACCAUCUCUGCUACAUGAGAGCUAGAGAAAACAAGGAAUCCAAUUCGAAAUACAUUUUCUUCGAUUUCGAGUGCACGCAAGAAGACGUUCUUCAGUGUCAAGAAGGGUAUCGCCCCCUGAGAAAUCCCGACUGUUCGUCGUGCAAAGACAUGCCAGUUUCCUGUGGAAGCUGUGACCUCUGCACCAACUGCGAGAAAUCCUGGUGUGGGAGAUUGCAACACAAACCCAAUCUGGUCGUGGCACAUAAAACCUGCCCGGACUGCAUCAACGAUGUCGACAUUAGUAUGCAUCCCAAAUGCGAGACUUGUGGUAUGCGUUGUAAGAUGUGUGGGGCGAGAGACAAGAAAGAAAAGUGCUACAACCGUCCCCCUUGUGUCGAUACGUGUGGAUUUCGAGAGACCGUGUUUCGUGGAGACGACACCGCCCGAAUGUUUUGCGACUGGCUCUUUCGAGAGCACCACAAAGGCUAUACUGUUCUAGCACACAACAUGAAAGGUUACGAUGGUUACUUUGUCUUAGAAUAUUUGAUCGAGAAUUCUGUGAUACCCAAGGUCAUAUAUGCAGGCUCCAAGAUCAUGUAUAUGCACGUAGAGAGAGGAUUAAACAUUCGAAUGUUGGCUUCGCUCAAUUUUCUACCCAUGAGAUUAGCCAAUCUUCCAAGUGCCUUUGGCUUGACAGAAGUGAAGAAGGGUUUCUUUCCUCAUUACUUUAACACGAGAGCUAAUCAACGCUAUGUGGGGCCCUAUCCAGCCGCUCAGUUUUACGGAUGCGACACCAUGAAUGCGAGCGAUAGAGACUCCUUUAUGGAUUGGUAUCGAGAAAAAGUCGAAACUCGAGAAAUUUUCGAUUUCUCUAAAGAAUUACUCGAAUACUGCAAGAGCGAUGUCGAUAUAUUGAGAAAAGCAUGUCUGAAGUUCAGAGAAAUCCUCAUGACUAUUACGGGAAAAGAAGAAGUCGUCUUAGGUGAGGAAGGCCUGGAAAGAGUAGUUCGGGGAGGGGUCGACCCUUUUAAUCACAUCACCAUAGCUAGCGUGUGUAUGCAAGUCUUUCGAAGUAAGUUUCUCAAGGAAAGCUGGAAGGUGAAAUUGAGGUCUAAUGGUAAUUUGACGGAAUGGUUACCGGCCUUGCGGAUGGACGGAGAAUUCUCCAUCAAUUUGGAUGGACAAUGGAUCUCGGCCAGAGACAUGCAGGACCACACCAUCGAGUCAACGAAAUUCGUCAGUUCGCCCAUUGCGCAAGUCCCUUCUCAGGGAUACGGUCCCUAUGUAGGUCAGUACAGCAUGGCGUCCAUCAGAUGGCUUUUAUGGGUGCAAGAAGAGCACUUCCGACUUACAGGGAAACAGAUGUACAUCAGACAUGCCUUAAACGAGGGAGAAUUCAACUUGGCCGGAACGAAAUACCUACUGGACGGCUAUUGCGCCGAAAGAAACACGGCCUAUGAAUUUCACGGUUGUUUCUGGCACGGAUGCCCCCUUUGUUACCCCCAACAGAGACGAAAAAACAAACACGUCAGAACCGACCAAUCCAUGGAUGAACUUUUGGCCUUGACAUUUAAAAAGAAAAAAUACAUAGAAUCGCUGGGCAUGUAUUAUGUAGAAAUUUGGGAACACGAUUUUUAUAAGCUACUGGCCAGAAAUGAUUCCGCACGUCGCUUCAUCGAAUCUCUAGAUAUACAAGAACGUCUGAAUCCUCGCGAAUCCUUUUUCGGUGGCAGAACAAACGCCGUCAAACUGCAUUACAAAGUGAAAGAUGGAGAGAAAAUACAUUACCUGGAUUUCUGUUCUCUGUACCCUUCUGUCAAUAAAUAUGCCAGGUACCCCAUCAAGGAACCAACCAUCAUCACCAACAAUUUCAAGGACAUUCGUUCUUAUUUCGGCAUGGUCAAAGUGAAAGUGUUACCCCCCAGGAAACUUUACCAUCCCGUUUUGCCUCAGAAGAUUAAUGGAAAGCUUACCUUUGCCCUGUGCCGAACUUGUGCUGAAGUUCAAAGGCAGACCACUUGUGCAUGCAGAGACGAAGACAGGUCCUUUGUAGGAGUAUUUUGUACGCCGGAGAUCGAGAAAGCAUUAGAAUGCGGUUAUCUCGUGCAAAAGAUCUAUGAGGUCUACCAUUGGGAAGAGUCUACACAGUUUGACUUAUCGACGGGAGAAGGGGGCAUUUUUGGAGAAUAUAUCAACCUUUUUCUAAAGAUCAAGCAGGAAGCUAGCGGAUGGCCUUCUUGGGUUAAGGACGAGGAAGAUGCCAUGCACUAUCUCAGGCAGUAUCUAGAGAGAGAGGGCAUAAAACUCGACAGACAGAACAUUACAAAAAAUCCGGCACUACGUGCCAUUGCCAAACUACUCUUGAACUCUUUUUGGGGUAAAUUCGGACAACGUCUUAACAUGCCUCAGAGCACGUUUUUUCACGAAAACGAGGCUGACAAAUUCUUCCAGUUCGUGUCCGACCCGGGUAAGGAGCUCAGAGAUUUUCACAUCGUGUCCAAAAACGUGUUACAGUUGUCUUGGGAACACAAAGACGUGAACACUAGAGAGGACUAUCAAACCAACAUCUUUGUGGCCAGUUUCACCACCUGUUGGGCUCGCCUGAAAUUGUACGAAGUCCUGCAAAUGCUGGACCAGCGUGUCCUGUAUUUUGAUACGGAUUCCGUCAUAUUUGUCAGUAGACCCGGGGAUGCCGAACCCCAAGUCGGGUCUUUUCUGGGUCAAUUGACGAGCGAGCUGAAACCGGGAGAGUAUAUCAACGAAUUCGUCUCUCGAGGUCCCAAGAAUUAUGCGUAUAGAACGUCCAGUGGAACAGAAGUGUGUAAAAUCCGAGGCUUCUCGCUCAACCACGCCAAUGCCCGUGUACUGAACUUUAGAUCGAUGAUAGAGAUGGUUGUGCGACCUAGAGACAUGUCGAAUGACACCCUUAGUGUCGUGAAUCGGAACAAAAUUAACAGAUUAAAACGAAAGAGGAUCAUUUAUAGUAGACCAGAACGCAAGGACUAUAAAAUAGUGUACAGUAAACGAGUGAUUCAGCGGGACACUCUCGACACUCUACCGUACGGAUAUUGA
Molecule: messenger RNA, 4872 nt
Organism: Saccostrea echinata
Lineage: Eukaryota; Metazoa; Mollusca; Bivalvia; Ostreida; Ostreidae
Exons: 2
Coding region: 1-4872 (1623 amino acids)
Biological process (GO): DNA replication
Molecular function (GO): nucleotide binding; DNA binding; DNA-directed DNA polymerase activity
Source: RefSeq, a predicted model, not a curated record